Messenger RNA from Triticum urartu, 536 nucleotides. Lineage: Eukaryota; Viridiplantae; Streptophyta; Magnoliopsida; Poales; Poaceae. The record is from RefSeq and is a predicted model, not a curated record.
UGAUCCUUGAAGUCAUGGUGUCCAAAUCCCAGGAGUCUAACUUUGUUACUUUGGUAGGGCGACAAUACGGAGGAAUGCCACAUGGACAUGGCAAGGUUCGCCGCCUCUCAAUCCAUGAUAGUGACCAUGAUGGGGAGAGGCCCACAAAAGUUGAGCAGCAUCAUGCAAGGCACGGCUUUGAGGCGAUGAACCUACAUCAUAUCCGGUCACUGACCACAUUUCAGCGCAAUUAUGGCCUCAGUAAGCUGCUAGAUCAUCUAAGCGAGUUCAAAUUGCUGAGGGUACUUGACCUGGAAGAUUGCAAGGCCCUGCAAGACAAGCACAUGAGAGAUGUCUGUCGACUGUAUCUUCUCAGGUUCUUGAGCUUGAGGGGUACAGAUGUUAAAGUGAUGCCCGACAAAGUUGGCAAACUUGAGGACUUGGAGAUUCUUGAUAUAAAAAACACCCGCAUCCAGAAGAAUGUGCCGCUAACUGUGACAAAGCUGAGCAAACUAGAGUGCCUAAGGUCCGAUGAGUGGCUUCUGCCACGGGCCUAG